GCCCCCCGUUCCCGCGUCGGUCAGAAGGGGCCGCAGAUGGGCCCGUCCCUGGGGACAGCCUCGGCUCCGCGUCCUCGCUCGGGCGCCGGUGGCGGUGUGCCUGAAGGUCGGGGGGACAUACGGUCCCCCCAAAUAAAACGAGGGCAGAGAUCCACGAUGUCGUCUGUGUGUGCGAGGCCCUUCCUGUUUCACAGAGGACUCGGCAUGAUAAGAACUAAAAGGGAAGCGUUCGUAUUUCAAGAUCUCUAAGAAGAGGUCGCAAUAUUUAACAUGGAACACAAACCUUGUGAGUCAAAUAAUGAAGAUUUAUCAAGCAGUGGCAUCGCAUCCAAUGGAGGUUCUUCAAGUCCAUUUUUUAUGUCACCUGUACGUGGUACAAUAAUUGAAAACACAUCUGCAUCUGGAACUUUGACACAAAUUCCUUUUUUCCCUAAAUAUGAAGCAGAGCUUGAUUCUCACAGGAAAAUCAUCCCUUACCCUGGAAAAGAACACAUCGAACGUGUUUUGGAAGAAUAUUCACAUCAAGUCAAAGAUUUGCAGAAAAGACUGAAUGAAAGCAAUGAAUUGCAUGAGAAACAGAAAUUUUAUUUAAGGCAGUCAGUCAUUGAUUUGCAAACAAAACUUCAAGAGAUGCAAAUGGAGAGAGAUGCCAUGGCGGACAUCAGACGAAGGGAGAGUCAGUCCCAGGAGGAUUUAAGAAAUCAGCUUCAAAGUACAGUUCAUGAACUGGAAGCUGCCAGAUGCCUUAAGGAGGACAUGCUGAAAGAUAGCAACACACAGAUAGAGCAGCUAAGAAAGAUGAUGCUUAGUCAUGAGGGAGUGCUUCAUGAAAUCCGAUCAAUCCUGGUUGACUUUGAACAAGCCUCAGGCAAGAAAAUAUAUGAACACGACAGCGUGUCUGCUAUCCACUUCCGCAACAUGGGCUCAGCUAUUAGUAAAAUCCUAAGAGAAUUAGACACAGAGAUUUCUUAUCUUAAAGGGAGGAUAUUUCCAGUAGAAGAUCAGCUUGAAGCACUGAAAUCUGAGUCACAGAACAAAAUAGAACUACUACUUCAACAACAUCAAGAUAGGAUUGAGCAGUUAAUAAGUGAACAUGAAAUUGAAAUAACAGGACUUACCGAGAAAGCUAGCAGUGCUCGAAGCCAAGCCAAUAGUAUCCAAAGUCAAAUGGAAAUCAUUCAAGAACAAGCAAGAAACCAAAAUUCAAUGUAUAUGCGUCAACUCAGUGAACUGGAAUCUACUGUUUCUCAGCUCCGUUCUGAGCUAAGGGAAGCCAAAAGGAUGUAUGAAGACAAGAUAGAAGAGCUGGAGAAGCAGCUAGUCCUUGCCAACUCCGAGCUCAGUGAAGCACGGACAGAACGCGACCAAUUCAGUCAGGAAUCUGGAAAUCUGGACGAUCAACUUCAAAAGCUGUUGGCUGAUCUUCAUAAGAGAGAGAAGGAGCUGAGUCUGGAGAAGGAGCAGAAUAAGCGUCUGUGGGAUCGGGACACCGGCAACAGCAUCACCAUUGACCACCUGAGGCGGGAGCUGGACGACAGGAACAUGGAGGUGCAGCGCCUAGAAGCCCUCCUCAAGGCCAUGAAGAGCGAGUGUCAGGGCCAGAUGGAACGGCAGAUGGCAGCAAUUCAGGGAAAGAAUGAAAGCCUAGAAAAAGUGUCCUCCUUGACUGCUCAGCUUGAAUCCACCAAAGAGAUGCUCCGCAAAGUAGUAGAAGAGUUGACAGCCAAGAAAAUGACCCUGGAGAGCUCAGAGAGGACCGUAUCGGAUUUGACAGCUUCCCUCCAGGAUAAAGAGAGAGCAAUAGAGGCCACCAAUGCGGAGAUCACAAAGCUCCGUUCCCGGGUAGACUUGAAAUUGCAGGAGCUGCAGCACCUGAAAAAUGAAGGGGAUCACCUCAGAAAUGUGCAGACAGAAUGUGAGGCCCUCAAGCUCCAGAUGGCCGAAAAGGACAAGGUGAUCGAGAUUUUGCGACAGCAGAUUGAAAACAUGACGCAGUUGGUGGGCCAGCACGGACGAACUGCUGGUGCUAUGCAAGUAGAAAAAGCUCAGCUUGAGAAAGAGGUUAAUGAUAGGAGACUGGAACUACAGGAAUUUAAGAUUUUAAAAGAUAAAAAAGAUGCAAAGAUCCGAGAACUCGAGGCCAGAGUGAGCGACCUGGAGCUGGAGAAGGUGAAGCUGGUGAAUGCCGGCUCUGAGCGGCUCCGUGCAGUGAAGGACAUCAAGCAGGAGAGAGAUCAGUUAUUAAAUGAGGUGAAAGCUAGUAGGAAUGAUUUAAACAGUCUCACAGAAGACUACGAAGUCUUAAAAAGGAAUUUUCGAAACAAAAGUGAAGAAAUGGAAACUACUACAAAUAAGCUGAAAAUGCAAUUAAAAUCUGCACAGUCUGAACUAGAACAAACAAGAAAUACAUUAAAGUCAAUGGAAGGAUCUGAUGGUCAUGCUAUGAAAGUGGCAAUGGGAAUGCAAAAGCAAAUCACAGCUAAAAGAGGUCAGAUAGAUGCCCUUCAGAGCAAGAUACAAUUUUUGGAAGAGGCAAUGACAAAUUCAAAUAAGGAAAAGCAUUUUCUAAAAGAAGAAAAGAAUAAAUUAAGCCAGGAGUUGAGUACUGUUGCAACAGAGAAAAACAAGAUUGCUGGAGAACUAGAAGUCCUGAGAUCUCAGGAACGUCGUUUGAAAGAAAAGGUUGCAAAUAUGGAAGUUGCUCUUGAUAAGGCAUCUUUGCAGUUUGCAGAAUGCCAAGAUAUAAUACAACGCCAGGAGCAAGAAUCCAUGCGCUUGAAGCUUCAGCACACUUUGGACGUAAAAGAACUUCAGGGCCCUGGAUACACCUCAAGUUCUUCUGCGAAACCACGCCUUCUGCAGUCCUCUGCUGCCCGCUCUCACUCUAAUAUACCAUCUUCCCAGUCCACGGCCAGCUUCCUGUCUCAUCACUCUAUGAAGCCUAAGGAGGAUCCAACAAGGGACCUGAAACAGCUUCUGCAGGAGCUGAGAAGCGUGAUCAACGAGGAGCCCGCCGUGCCUCUGGGCAAGACGGAGGAAGGCGGGAGAACACCGUCCCUGGGGGCCGCCUAUGGAGAUGACAGAGUAAUAGAUUGCAUUACUGAAUCAAGCCUGAGAUUAGAGAUAUGCCAUAGAAGCAACAACUCAUUAAGGGACUCCACUGAAGACAGCAAAUCAAGUGAAACUCUCAGUAGAGAGCCAGUCACAUUACACACAGGAGAUCUGGAAGAUCCCUCCAGCAGCUUUACAUUCCCAUCUACAGUAAAUCCAUCUGUGAAAAAUUCAGCUUCUCGUUCAUUCCAUUCUUCUCCUAAGAAGUCUCCAGUUCACUCGCUCCUAACUAGUUCAGCUGAAGAGUCGAUAGGUUCCACAUCUCAGUAUAGAUCUACCAAAACUGCUCGUUCAGCUGAAUCUGUUAAAGCUUCACAGUCUCAGCCAAUAGAAACCACAGGAAAAACAUGCAGGAAGCUUCAGAACAGACUGGAAAGCUUGCAAACUCUGGUGGAAGAUUUACAGAUGAAGAACCAAGGUACGGUGUCCAUUUGGCGAGAUCUUCCUUGCUCAAAAGAAUACUCACCUUCCCUUCAGGUUAAGCCUCCUAUCUUUUGAGCCACUGCAGAGCAUCUUGAAUAAGCAUCCUUAGUCAAAAUAUAAGGGUCUUAGCCAUGGCCGAGCCCUCGAUUCAUUGUGUGACUUGCAGGUCACUUUAGUCCUGCUCUACUGCAGAUCGGCAUUUGUAUGAUGGUGGCCAGGGCACGAUUGCGGUCAAUAGUCAGAAAACAAAAUAGCAGUGUUUAGCCUUACACGGGGCUUUCAGGAGCAUGGACUGUGAGGGACUAUGCCACAGGCUGCUCUGUCUCACUGCUUCACAAUAACUCUCACUUAAAAAAAAAAAGGGGGGAGAGACUAUGCCACAAAAUGAACCACUAAAUAAAAAGAUAAAUGACUUAUAAAUGUGCUAAAGCUACUUGAAUGAGAAAUUAUUGUACUCUGCAUUUGAUAGGCAACUUUUGGGCAUAAGUUUUAAGUGGAUUUCCUGUGGAUAUGCGAGGAUAUGGAUAUGUUCCCAUGGGCUUGGAGGGCUAUCACAUUUUAUGCUUUUCUGACAUAAGUUCAUGAAUCCUGGAGCCUUUUUUCAGAGGGAAAUUAAUUUUGGAGUAUACAUAGUACUCCAUCUUUCUGACUUUAGAAAAAUAAGUUGCAGAUGAAGGAUAAUAAAUAUUUUCCUAAGAACAAAUCCUUAUAAAAGAAAUUUAACCUCACUAAUAAUAAUAGUUGCUAUUAGCAUUUGUUGAGCAUUUACCAGCUAUGUGGCAGGCCCUGUUUCCAGAACUUUACCGAUGUUUUCUCCAUGGGAGCCUCACAACAGCACGAGAGGUGGGCACUAGUGUUAUGUCAUUUGAAAAUGAGGAAACUGAAGAUAGGAUCACAGCCAGUCAAUAAACUCCAAGUCACACGUGCAGUGGAUCUGGGACUUGAUCUCUGUAUUCCACAUGUUUUACUGCACUAAGGCUAUACCAAAUUGUUACUAAAGAAAAUUCCAGAUCCCUUAUGAUGACCCCAGAUCCCUAUGGAUAUAAAUAUCAGGAAAAAGUGUUUCAUUUUAAAUUUAUUGUGAGCUCUUUAAAGAAGAUGCAUUAUCUUCUUUCCUUGCCCCAUUUUUAUCACACUUUAACUUGUAUUUCUGAGCUCAUCUGAGUAAUAGUCCAAAUGGGAGACAUGUCGCAUUUACUUAAAAAAUAAAAAGACCUUUAUGUUGGAUACAUUGUCUGGAUGGACUGUCUCUUAGAAAUUAUGAAAUAAUUAUUUUGGAGAGAAUUUUGGGAGCAUUUAUCAAAAUUUAAAGUACAAAUCUGCCUUGACCCAGAAAUUCCACUUCUAACAAUUAAUUCUACAAGAAGCAAUUGUACACACACACAAAGGUUUGUUUACAAGAGUAUUUCCUGUAACAUCAUUUAUAAACAAACUAAGGAAGCAACUUUUAAAAAUUUAUUUGCUGACAUGUCGGUACAUCCAUAAAUGGAAUACUGUGCAGUCAUAACAAACAUGAGCUGGACUGGGAAGAUGUUAACGUUUUGUUACGUAAAUCAAGCUACAGGACAAUUAAUACAUUUACAUUUAUGUAAAGAAGAAAAUUCUGUGCAGUGUGUGUGUGCGCGUGUACAUGAGAUAUUCACCAGACUGUUUAGUGAUGACCUCGGGGCGGGGGUGGGGGGAGUCAGCAGAUGAAGGGACCAGAGGCAAAGACUGACUUGCGUCUCCCUUUGUACACUUCUGAGGUGUUCAGAUUAUUAACAAUAGUAUGUAUUACUUCUAUAAUAACAUUGUGCUCAUUAAAAUAACUGAGAAAGUAGAGAUUUUUCCUUAGCUCUAUUUCCAUAACAUAUCUUUUCAAAAAUAUGCUACUUUGCGAUUUUUAAGAACUUCUUGAGCUCAGAAUGUGUGUAUAUCCUACAGUAGCGAGCUGACCUUUAAAAAAGCACAUAAUAGAAUUAAAGCCUCAGUAAAUGUUGCUGUUCUAACUUUGUUCUGUCGACAUUUUCAGCAAUGUCUUCGAUGAUCAGAAAUCAAGAAAAGAGAAUACAGAAAGUGAAAGACCAGGAAAAAAUGUUGCUAAAAUGACACCUUGCUUGCCUG
Messenger RNA from Miniopterus natalensis, 5637 nucleotides. The record is from RefSeq and is a predicted model, not a curated record. Lineage: Eukaryota; Metazoa; Chordata; Mammalia; Chiroptera; Miniopteridae.